UUGAUAUGUCGUGAUGCAAAAACACGUGAGCGAGAUGGUGCUAAUGGUAGGUAGUGGAACGAUAUAUCUUUUAUAACUAAUAUUAUUGGAUAAAUAUGCAGACGCGUCGUAAGUGUAAAGGAAGGUACUUGUGUAAAACAAAGAAACGGCUCGUAUACAUAUAUGUAUGCAUUCACAUAAAUCAACUAUUAACAAAUAACCUUCGAAGAAGAAUUUAUUAAUGGCAAGCCCAACGGAAAAAAUAGAAAAAGAGAAUAUCAAGUUAUCAUUCGUCAAAUGAAAUAAAGAACAAUUAAUGUUAUCAUUAAAUGGUUAUUUGUACAAAUGUAAUAAAGCAAAAGGAAACAGGAAGUAUUGGUAUUGUACACACAAAGAUUGUAAAAAAUCCAUUCAUACAGAUUCAAAUGAUGUUUAUGUCAAAGGAGGCAUUGAAGUACAUGACCAUGAACCAAAUCCUGAUUUAAUAGCUGCACGAAUCGUUCGAAACAAAAUAAAAGAACGUGCUGUUCAAGAAAAUAUACCACUCUCUAUGAUCUAUGAACAAGAAAUUUCAAACUCAUCAAUCAAUGCAACAACCACAGCUAUUCUGCCAACAUGUCAAGAGAUUGGUCCAACUUUGGGCAAGUCUCGAGCAAAAGUAGUGCCUGUACUUCCACAAACCUGUUUGUUCGAUAUUCCUGACCAAUUCAAAGAAACACUCGGUGGAAAUCGCUUCUUACUUAUUGACGAAUCAGUUGUUCGCCGUGAACGUAUUUUGGUCUUCUCGAGUGAUCGUCAAUUGGACAUGUUAUUUUCUUCACCUAUUGUGUACAUGGACGGCACUUUCUCAAAAUCUCCGAAACAUUUCAAGCAAAUUUACAUUUUACACGCUGUUCUAUUUGAUAUUUGUGUGCCUUGUGUUUUCUGUUUACUUGUGAAUAAAAAGGGUGCAACCUAUCGGCAUAUCUUCACUGAACUUAAAGAAAUUGCAACGAAACGAAAUAAAAUAUUUGCACCUCAAACAAUCAUGUCUGAUUUCGAAACAGGCAUUCUACCUGUAAUCAAAUCGGAAUUUCCUUUUGCUCAGCAUCAUGCCUGUUUUUUUCACUUUACUCAGGCAAUAUUUCGACAAAUCCAGCAGCUUGGAAUGCAAGCUAACUAUGCAUCAAAUGACGAUUUUAGGAUUUUAUGUCGAAAGCUUAUGGCUUUGGUACUUAUGCCCAAAGAUAAAGUUCUUUCUGGUUUUCAAGAAAUUGAAACAAAAGCUUAUGAAUCUUUAAAAAGAAAAGAUUAUCACGAGCAUUAA
This is a messenger RNA of Adineta ricciae, 1285 nucleotides long. Lineage: Eukaryota; Metazoa; Rotifera; Eurotatoria; Adinetida; Adinetidae. The record is from the annotation of a GenBank genome assembly.